AUGGUCAGGCAAACACAAGGGUAUUGUAUAGAAGAGGAGAGAAAUGCACUACUGGAAAUAAAAGCCUCACAUAGGAAGUCAUAUGAUUCCAAGAUGGACCAUUUUCUCCCUACUUGGGUUGAUUAUGGCAGUAAUACCCCUAGAAAUGGUGGUGGCAACUGUUGUGAUUGGGAGAGGGUCAACUGCAACACAACCACCGGACAUGUCAUAGAGCUUUCUUUGUACAAUUUGAGAGGGGCGAUAAACCUUUACAUAGAGUCUCGAAGCAAGUUUUGGCCAUUGAAUUUUUCCCUGUUUCUUCAUUUUAAAGAAUUAAAAAGUCUCAAUCUGUCAUAUGAUUUUCUUGAUAAAGAGGUUGUGAAGACAGGACUUGAAAGAUUGUCGAGUUUGAAGAAGUUGGAAGUGCUAGACCUCAGUUGGAAUGAUGAUAUUGACAACGGCAUCCUUCCAGCAUUGAAGACACUUUCUUCACUCAAAAUCUUGGUUCUUGGGAGCACUAACUUGAAUGGAAACUUCCCCAUCAGUGAAUUUGCUGCCUUAGAGAACUUGGAGAUGUUGGAUCUAAGCAUCUGUCCCUUCAAUGGUACCUUCGAGAUUCAAGGUUCUGAGAGGGUUUCCAUAUUGAGGAAGUUGAAAAUUUUAAAUCUUAGGUUCAGUGGAUUUAACGAAAAUAUCAUAACAUCUUUAAACACCCUUUCAUCACUUACAAGCUUGGAUCUUAGCGAGAAUCCAAUGUCUGGACCAUUUCCAGCUCAAGAUCAUCAUAAGUGCACCACUACCAACACUAACACCACCGCCACCACCUCUUGA
Lactuca virosa is the source of this 810-nucleotide messenger RNA. The record is from the annotation of a GenBank genome assembly. NCBI's taxonomy places the organism in Eukaryota, Viridiplantae, Streptophyta, Magnoliopsida, Asterales, Asteraceae.